UGAGUGGUGACAAUAAUGUAUGGGAUGAAAGAAAUGUGGGCAACUGCAUUUAUGAGGGACAAAUUCUUUGCAGGCAUAAGAACCACGUCAAUGUGUGAAGGGAUCAAUUCAUUCAUCAAGAGCUAUGUUCAAUGUAAAAACAGUUUGAUUGAUUUCAUUCAUAAUUUUGAGAGGGCUGUGAAGGAGUACCGACACAAUGAGUUAGUUGCUGAUUUUAACACAAUGUAUACAGAACCUUUGCCCACUACUUCCCUUGGUUAUAUUGAGCGAGGUUUCUCCCAUAAAUUGACAAGGAGCAUGUUCAAUGAAGUUAAAACUCAGAUUCAAUAUGUGGGUGGCUUAAAUAUUAUCCAAAGGACUGAGGUCAAUGAUGUGGUGAUGGUGAAGAUGAACAAGGCUUUGUAUGAAAGGCGUGAGUAUGUGGUGUUAUAUGACAAGAAUUCUUCAAAGUUUGUGUGUGAUUGUGGUCACUUUGAGUAUUAUGGAAUUCCUUGUUCUCACAUGAUAUGUGCAAUGAGAAAUGAGAGACUGGCUGAAGUUCCUGAUAGUCUUAUUUGUAAACGGUGGUCAAGGACGGCUAAGGUGGACUACAUGAAUCAGAUUAAUGACACUGUUACUGGCAAUGAUUCAAAGAAAUUGGCGAUGUUAAGGAGGGGUGUGCUUUCUGCUGCUUGCAACAUACUAAGUGAAAUAGCUUGUGAGAAUGUGAAUGAUUUCUCUCAAGUCUUGCAGGACAUAUAUAAGUUGGCUGACAGUGUUCAAAGGCGUAGGGUGGGAAACAAAACCAUCCGCACUGGACCAUUCUUGAUUGGUGAUCCCACUGUGGUGAUCACAAAGGGGCGCAAGAAGAAAGGUGGGAAAAAGACAAGGUUAUGCUCAAGAUGCAGAAUGCCUGGUCAUACAAUUCGCACAUGCCCGGAAAUGCGUGAAGGUCAAGGAGUUGGUUCCCACGACACUGCUAUGAGUGAUUCAUCUGUGGAGCUUGAUGAUGUUGAUGAGGUAUUGCCAUAUAAUGUAACUAUGCCUGGAGUCUCCUCACUUGAAGUUGCUGGAAAAGGCAAAGGCAAGGAUCAGAGUGUUAACGAAGCUUGUUCUCAAGAUUUGAAUUAUCCUUUUAUGACUCCUUUGACCCAGGAGUAUUUUCAUCCUGGAAUGAACAUCAUGGAUGGGUUCACUUUGCCAUCAUACCCUGGGAUUCGCAUAUGUGAACCUGGAUCUUCUACACAAGUCCCAACUGUAAGUGUGAAUGUGUUCUUGAAAGGGAUUAAAUUUUGUCUGCCAAGAUUAUGUUUUCAGAUUUUGUAACCAAUGUUGGCAAAAUCUAUAGCAAAAUCGCAAAAUCCUAAGAUUUUACGAUUUUGCAGCACUGUUCCGAUUCAAAUUGCAUGCAAAAUCUUUUUUUGGUGGAAUCCCGUAGAAUCUUAGAUUUUAAUCGUAAAAUCGUAAAAUCCUAUUGAAUCUUACGAUUCUAGUAUUUUUUUAAUUUUUGAAGCUGAUUCCUAAAAUUGGGGAAACUAGAGAGUUUUUUUACUUUGUGGAAAAAACAACCCACCACCCAGCAUUUAGGGGAUUUCAAAAUUGAAGCUCUAAUUGAUUGUAGUUGCCA
Messenger RNA from Lotus japonicus, 1606 nucleotides. RefSeq names its product protein FAR1-RELATED SEQUENCE 5-like. The transcript has 3 exons. Lineage: Eukaryota; Viridiplantae; Streptophyta; Magnoliopsida; Fabales; Fabaceae. Bases 16 to 1305 code for a protein of 429 amino acids. The record is from RefSeq and is a predicted model, not a curated record. Gene Ontology annotation, biological process: regulation of DNA-templated transcription. Gene Ontology annotation, molecular function: nucleic acid binding; zinc ion binding.